Pezoporus flaviventris is the source of this 1581-nucleotide messenger RNA. Its product is annotated as adhesion G-protein coupled receptor G1-like. The record is from RefSeq and is a predicted model, not a curated record. Gene Ontology annotation, molecular function: G protein-coupled receptor activity; heparin binding. NCBI's taxonomy places the organism in Eukaryota, Metazoa, Chordata, Aves, Psittaciformes, Psittacidae. Gene Ontology annotation, biological process: adenylate cyclase-activating G protein-coupled receptor signaling pathway; cell surface receptor signaling pathway. Gene Ontology annotation, cellular component: membrane.
UGUCUGUGCUGCUAGGCACCUAGCCAGCCUGGUCCCAAUGGCCUUGGUGGGAGCUCUGGGCAGCAGGAGAAGCCUUCUGGGUUGAGGUGUCCAUCAGCUCCCUGGGCUUGGGGCUACCUUGAAGCCCUCUGCUUUCUGCUCCCACCAGGGCUGUGCCCAGUUGGUUGGGGGCACGAGAAAGCUGGCUCUGCCUGUGCAUUUUAUGGCAUUCCCUUCUGUGUGUCCACCAGCCGCACCAGAGGACAUGCCCAUCUGGGAGCAGGACGUGGAGGAGCAGCUCACUGCCUUGGACAUGCUCAUUGCCCAGCCUGCAGCGCUGGCCACAGGGGCCACAGAGCAGCAGGUGCUUCAGCAGAAACCUGGGGAGCUGGAGAAGAUGCUGACCAAGGUGGAGCUUGAAGGGAAGAACCAGCCCUUCAGAAAGGCCAUUGUGCAUGUGACUGUCCUGAGGGUCCAGCCCUCUCAGGCUCCUUGGAAUCUGGUCUUUGCUUCCCAAAGAGAGGAGGUCAGAGAGGUCCAUGGUAUCACAGUGGACAUGCCGAGCAGCCUGUUUGUGAUGGCAAAGGGGAGGGAGGAGGUGGCAGAGCACAGGGUGCUCCUGGUGGACAUCAGCAGCCAGACCAUGUCACAGGAUGAAAACAGCAGCCACGUCCUGGGUAACAAGGUGGUUGACAUCUCCUUGGUGGAUACAGUGGUGGCCAACCUCUCCAACCCAGUGGUCCUCACUUUCUUCCAUGGCCAGCUGCCAAUCACGAGCAUGCACAUCCACAUGAACCUCCUGGGCACCAUCUUCCUGCUGGAUAUCACCUUCCUCAUCUCUGAGCAGUUGGCUUCCAGCAGCAGCAGGGCUGUCUUCAGAGCUGGUGGGCUCUUCCUGUAUUUCCUCCUGAGCUGCCAUGCCUGGGUGGUCAUCGAGGGCUACAACCUCUACUAGCUUGUGAUUGAAGUCUUCAGGACCUACCAUGACCACUUCCUCCUCAAGAUCUGCCUGGUGGGCUGGGGUGAGACUCCCCUUUGUGUGAUGCUGAUCUUCAUGGCCAGCUGGAGAAACUACGGCCCCUUCUCCAUUCUCAUCUAUGAAUCUGUUGGUGGCAAAUCCACCAAUGCAACCAUAUGCUGGAUCAUAAGCCCUCUGAUCCAUAACAUUGUGAACCCGGGUUUCUUCAGCCUGGUGUUCUUUAACUCGGUCAUGCUGGGGGCCAUGGUCCAGGAGAUCCUCCAGCAGAACAACAAAGGCCACCAGCUCAAGCAUGAACUCACCCUCUUUGGGCUGAGCAUCCUGCUGGGCAUUCCCUGUGCGGUCUUCUUUUCCUUCACCUCUGGCAUCUUCAGCCUCAUCUCUCUCUACCUCUUCACCAUCAUCAACUCCCUCCAAGGUUUCCUCAUCUUCCUCUGGUACUGGACCAUGGUGCUGAAGGUGAGGAAGUCCUCUGAUUUGUAGAACAGCUCCAACAGCAUCGAACUGCAGCCCAAGAUCAGGCAGAGCGCCACUGUGGCUGCGCUACUCCAAGGACAACUGCAGGAAGGACCAACACCAUCUGCUUUGCUACCACACCCACCUCAGGGGCUGCUGGAGCCCAG